CGGCCACCGACAGUAGCGAGCGAAGCGGCACGAUCAGUCCGCGCGCGGCAAUCGACAAGUGCGGUCGCGCUCACAGCCUCGCGCCGGAGCGGCGGCGUGCGUGUUUGUGUGUGCGGUGAGGUGUGUCUACGAAAGGAAGGGUGUGCGUGCGUUUCUAGAGUGAAUCCAGUGUAUUCCAGUUGUGUGGCAAAACACGCAUGGCUGGCUUGUUGCAGCCUCCUACUGCCGUCAACGGCAACGCCGGCGGAGCCGGUGGCCUAUCCGCUCCCAGCAGCCCGUCCCUGGGAAACCGACUCACCGUGCCUGGGUCCCAGGGACCGCGCGACCGCAAGUACAGCCUGCCGCUUCAACUUCAGCGGCGACCGUCGCUGUCCGGCUACGCGGCUGCGGUCGAGUCGGCUCGCGAGGAUGCCCGCCGUCGCAAGUUCAGCCAGGUCGGCCAGGUGGUUUCUCACCGGCUGUCCACCACCAUCGGCUGGAAGGUGUACACGGUGACCACCCAGGAGGUGGCUGACCAGGCCAAGAGCCUGUGCGGCCGCUACCUACGCGCCAAGCUCAAGCAGUGCGGUGCCGUGCACAAGAAGCUGGGCCUUCAGCGGCUGCGCAGCGUGAGCAACAUUAGCGUCGGCUACCCGACGUCGGACGUGGCCCAGAGGCUGCGGCUCGUGUGCUCCGAGUUGGAGAGUUCGCACCCGGACCUUUACCAGACGGUGACGGGAAACAUUGGCGUGCACGCGCUGCCCUCAGAGACGGCGGUGCAGAACGUGUUCGAGGCGGUCGCUCGCGAGCUGUUCCGCAACGACAUUUCGUGGGGUCGCAUCGUGGCCCUGUAUUCAGUUUCUGGAGGACUCGCCGUCGACUGCGUCAAGUUGGGCCACCCAGAGUACGUGCUAGGCCUCGUUCAAGCCCUGGGUCUCUUCGUCGAGCGUGACCUGGCCACGUGGAUCAGUCAGCAAGGAGGAUGGGGAACUCUAAUCACGCGGUUCCGACGACGACCCCAGCGGUCAAUCCUGGUCGACUUCUUUCUGAUCGUGGCCGGCCUUGUAGUGGUCGUGGUGCUUCUCUAUUACUGGCUGUCCUGACGCCCGGUGCGGACUCUACACCUUUCAAGGAUGCUGUGAUUGGCGCCCUCGUCCUUCCACCCAAUUUUGUCCAGCGUCACAUCCUCAAGGCCCCCACGACGCCAAAGAAGCGGUGCUACGUGACAGUGUGGUCUCGUUGAACGAAACCACCUCGCGUAUAGUCAAGUGAUCGUCUGAUCAAAGAAGUGUAUACGAUCUGUUUAAGUGAGACCACAUCUCCUGUGCUGGUGCUGUGAACUCCUCUAAACGUCACCACUGAUAAAGACAGCUGUUCCUUGAUGUACUCUAGCGAGAUUACCGAAUCACCCACGAUACACCUCCAUGUAGUGCGUGUUUAGCCAGAUCGCGACGCCCCUAAAGUGUCAGUGGAAUUGUCGUCGAGAGGAACACCAUUUAAGUGGAACCAUGACAGAGAUUCAGAGCAAACCCAGAAUUUCUUUUGCUUGUAUGUUUAGAGUAUCCUGACUUAGAGACUUCCCGAGUCUUCUGAAUGAAUAUUUGUGAUCCUGUGCGUCACGACAGGAGCCGACUUGGUGUCUUGUACCAUAAGCCCGCAGUAGCGGGUAGCCGGUGCUACAGGGCAUAUCUGUUAACUCGAAUAAGUUACGAUUGUGUGUUUUGUGUUGGCGCAUUGCACUCAGGCGCGAUGAAGUGCCGCAUGCAUUUAUUUCCUCGAAAGACACUGCUUCGAUUGAGUGAGCUAAAAUGGCUAUAUGUGCGAGCCAUUUGUUCAACUAUAAGCAGUGAUCAGAAGGCUCUUUAACAAAGAGAUACCUCCAAAGCACGCUCUGCCGUGGCUGAGAUACUCGGCUGCUAAUGCGCAGGUCGCGGGAUCGAGUCCCAGCUUCGGCGGCUGCAUUUUCGAUGGAUGCGAAAAUGUUUUAGGCCCGUGUGCCCAUAUUUUGCUGCACGUCAAAGAACCCCCAGAUCGUCAAAAUUCCUGGAGCCUUUCACUAAGGCGUCUCUCACAAUCAUAUGUUAGUUUGGGGACAUUAAAUCUCGCAUAUCAAUCAAAAUCAACUUUCCAAGCACAUAGGUAUGGCGUCAUUCCUUUCAUAAAGACAAACUGGCGAAAGUGAUAGAUAUACCCCAGAAUCACUGCGCUGGUCUGGUUAUCUCGUGAUCAAUUCAAACAUGCUGGCAAGAGUUUUCUUUCAUUCUUUUUUUUUGCCUGGGGGACAUAGCGCAGUUUAUUACGUCAGUGGGAGGAGCUCUAAAGCAUGAAUAGGCCAAUAUUGUGCAUGACCAAACUAUUGUUUUUGGCUAAUGAACAAACAAACAAUGAAAACUCCGGAAUUCUAAAAUAUUCGGUGCUAGGACAUUCUUAAAAAAUCAGCAUUAUGAAUACACUGAGUGAGUAACACUGUAACAAUAUAUUCGAGAAAAUGACGUCAGUGAACGGCGUACCUUUCUCAAUAAUUACAUAUUUCGUCUCCGAAGGACAUCAUUAUUAUAUGGCUAAUCAAGGCGAUUUGAUGUUUUACUUUUUUGGAAAAUGAAUCCUAGUGAGUCGCAAUGUUUUUCUGUACGUUGGACUGCCCAGAAUAAUUAUCGGCACUCGCAUUUUUCGCCUAUGCAGGCUAUCGCGAUUUCGGUCGAAGACAAUGCUACUUCAACGUGCGCGCAUGUAGCACGUAAAAAUUUGUAUAUAUUGAAUUAACGCGUGGUAACGUUCAAUGCUCCUUAGAGUGUGGACAGAAAGGUGUUAGAGAAAGUAUUAGAGUUGGUAUGGUAGAUCCCUUGAAGGCAAGCGUGACUGUGAAGUGUACAGCGUCGUAUUAUAACACUGUGACGAGUGACACAGCUGUGCGCAUUUCACGCAGUGGCUGAAGCGCAGCGUGUCUGUAUGCUGCGUUGGGGACCAACCGACCCUAAGUUUUUACCACUUCAGCCAGUCACGUUCGAUAUUUAUACUGUGCUUGUGGUGAGGAACGGCAACCACAACAAUAUGCGGAUUGCUUGAGUGCUAGGCCGUCCACUGCAGAAGAUGAGCGUCUGCUGCGAACUGUUUAUCAUACUUAUUUCCAUACAGCCACUAGGUCGAAAUUAAAUUUAAGUCGUAAAAAAAAGCUUGCAUGCAAAAUGUAGCGUAUAGUGUACGUGUUUUGCUAACAUCCAUGGAACAGGAGGCUUCCAUUUCCAUUUUUUUUCGAGGCUGCCGUUGUUCGAUGUACUUGGUGUGCCCUCUAUGGCAGCUCUUGCAAACAGACCCCGUGAGCCUUGCAUAGUGCGCAUCCGUGCUGUUAAAAUGGCUGAAUGUCGGCCACCAGGUUUAGUGGUCAGCUGCGACAUGAAGAAAGCCAGUUAGACGAAGGUCCCGCUUGCUUAGUUGCGCAGUUUAGGCAAUUGAGAUGGUUACGAGGAUUGCUUAUAGAGCCGCAUCGUGCGUACGAGGCUAACUGACAUUAACGGUCGAGUAGGGGCUUCAUGAAUUUACGCCAAGUGCUACGAAAGGAAUUAUUGGCCUCGUUACAUUUCAGGCACUGCUAGAGAGCAUCGGCACAGCGGCGCUGCCAACAUUACCCUUUGCCCUACUUGUAACGACGAUAUGUUGAAAAGUGAAUGUACUGUGUGUAAAAGUUGUACGCACAAAAGCUGCUUCGAUUUCGUAACAGCGGAAGUGAAACCAAUCAGGGCUGCAGAGAUGCGAGUGGCGCUUACGACACUAACGUCAAUUAUCUUUUUUUUAAACUGCGCAUUCAUAACAAUUGAAUGACGUACAUUGUGUAACAUAAUCAUGCGCAGUUAUCCUAUGGAAUAUGUGUUUCACUCGCGUAAAGUGUCUGUAUUCUUAAAUUGCGCUUACUGAUUGUAGGAGGCAAGGUGCUCAGUUUGUAUGCCUCAGCUUGCUCGCUUAUUUACGUUUCUGGUGGAGCUCACUGCACAAUCAAGCGGUACCGAUGGCUUUGAAAGGGUCAUGAGCCGUCCACGAGUUGGUUGUCUGUGGUAGCAAAUGAAAUUAAGUAUGCCUCGGCUGCAUAGUUGUACUUGGUAAGGUAGCUGCCAGGCUGUCAUUGUUACUGAAAAAUGUUAUUUGUACCGUAAACUAGCAAGCGCUAACUGUCAAAAAGACACCGUACGCGUAUACCAGGAAGUACGAUGUAUCGUACGGUAUUAGCGUUGGUGCAGAAAGCCCGGGACGCAAACGCCUCACCCAAGAGAUUAUCCUAACACACAAGCGGGGCACGCACAAUUUAGGAUAGUUCUGCAUGAUUGGCUGGGUAAUGUUGCGACGUUUAUUAUCCAUGCUUAGCUAAGUCACUGCAGUGGACGAUAUGCUUUGUGCUUUUCAACAUUCACUGCAAAUGUAUCGAGUCAUUUGCGACGACAUUCACACUUGUCACAAAUAUCGCGCAGUAGUUAUGCGCUUGAUGUCGGUGUACAUUGUUUUGUUCCGUUAGAAAGUGUGAAUUCUUCGAGAUCAAUUACAUAUUUUCUAUCGUGUGGUACCCGGACAAAUGUACUGAACAUGCGACAUGGUGGUUUGCGGUGCUGUAGCGCAGGUUGACGAGAAAUAAACUUUGUUCAGUGGAGUAAGGGAACAAAAUAUAUGUGACCUAGGACAAUAUUAUUAUUUGUGCUGAUGCAGACUGUACAGAACCUGUACUGCAUUUUAACAAAGACAUAUUGUGAAUGUGUGUUGCAGCAGCUGCACUUCCUUGUCUAGCAUCAACGAUAGUUGUAGAAUUCACUAGUCAGGGACUGCGCGAAGUGUAGCCAGCAGAUGAGCACACAAUGUUUGAGCCUGUCAGUUAACUGGAAUAUUAAUGGAAGGUAAUUUAUCUUUCUCUUUUUACAGGCACGCUAGAUUCACACGUGGUCUGUGCCAUGAACCGUCAAAGAAUCUUAAAUGACUCGUUGAAGGGCGGACGCAUACGCGUAUGACGCAGGCCUUGCAGGUUGUGCAAGCCUUUCAUGAGAAAGCUGCAGUGCAGAGCGAAUAGUUAGACUCACCUGAUUACGCUGUCGUUACAGUCGUUUUAGGACUACUUGCUUCCUCCAACGAGUUACCCUCGUUGUAUCUCUAAAGAGAUAAAUACCAUGCAUGCUAUUCGUCUUUAAACAUGUAAAUAUUUGGCAUCUCAGUCAUGAUAAACAAAUUAUGCGUACGUUACAAGCCAGCCGCAAAAAAAAUUGGAACACUGUUCAUGGACUUGAAAAAUGUACUAAGUCUUUCUUCGGAAAGCGUAUGAGCUGGUGAACAGUACCACUGAUAAUGGCCGAUUCCAAGAUUCCUUGUACCUUGGCUUAGACGUCAUUGACAUCAGUUGAAAGCAGUAUCGGCGUCACGAAGAAGGCAAUGAGCCGUGCACAGAAAUUCAUUUUUGCGUGCUUAGGUGGAAUGUGGCACAACCAAACUUGAACUGAUGCGGGCGCAUUGUCGCACGAAUGUGAAUCGAGCAGACGGUGGAAGACGCUAUCGAAGUCUCGCAAAUAUUUGUGAUGGUUUACGUACAGCCAUAUGCGUGCUGGAGUAUUGUGUUUCGCCGUAAACUGUGUACUAUACAAUUGAGCAUGAUAAAUUUCCUACCACGUUGAUUCUUCGUCACUGUUUAUGAUGAUACGUUCACCGUCAAAUCCUGAUAUUUUGUGAGUAAGGAAUGCGGUUUUGUUUAUCAAUAGCACGAAAUGACGCGUCAUAUGUGUUUAACAUGGUCACCGUAUUUUGCUGUUGCUGUGCUCGUAUUUUUCUGUUAAAUAAAGUUCCACAUUAUUUAUGAAAAA
This is a messenger RNA of Rhipicephalus microplus (southern cattle tick), 5807 nucleotides long. RefSeq names its product bcl-2-related ovarian killer protein. Gene Ontology annotation, cellular component: mitochondrial outer membrane. Lineage: Eukaryota; Metazoa; Arthropoda; Arachnida; Ixodida; Ixodidae. Gene Ontology annotation, molecular function: BH domain binding. The record is from RefSeq and is a predicted model, not a curated record. Gene Ontology annotation, biological process: release of cytochrome c from mitochondria; intrinsic apoptotic signaling pathway in response to DNA damage; regulation of apoptotic process.